Messenger RNA from Cantharellus anzutake, 2298 nucleotides. RefSeq names its product salt tolerance down-regulator-domain-containing protein. The coding region runs from base 256 to 2298 and encodes 680 amino acids. The transcript has 8 exons. Lineage: Eukaryota; Fungi; Basidiomycota; Agaricomycetes; Cantharellales; Hydnaceae. The record is from RefSeq and is a predicted model, not a curated record.
CCUUGCCCACGGAGUAAAGCGACCCUUCACCUGGACUUUCUUGUGCCGCAUCAGCAACGAGCAAAGGCUCUCGAAUAUCUUCGCCGCGGCUGCAGUCCAAGAGCAUCCCCUGUUCCAUUUCCAACGACUUCUGUGAGAGCUGUGGUUCUUUGCUAGCAGCCGCAGUCCGCUCGUCUCAGGACUAUACUCUGAUCGUUUCCAAUAUCCUUUUCAUUGAGCUCGCGACACCAAAGAUCGAACAUACCUUCCCUUCGCAUGUCAGUGAAUCCUAAAUCCUCCGUCAAGCAGAACGCCCCAGCUCGUACUGCCGUGGCACCUCCACCUCCACCCGUUCCUGUCGAGACAAACACGUCUGCAAAGAAGAAGAAGAGAAAAAAGGAUAAAGCUAGGGGCGAUGCCUCAGCUGAUGAGGAUGAUGAUGAUGAGCCACCACCACUUGAACCGAACCCUCCCAGGGCAACUGGGCUGAGCCCAGAACUCGCUGCUGCCCACCUGUCAACAAACUCUCCUUCAGAAAGUCCUGUCUCAGCAACUCGCGAAGCUUCACAGCCGAAGACCAAUGAGCCUUAUAAUCCUUUACUAGAAGCAGCAGCCCAGAUCCCUGCCAACGAGCUCUCCAAAGCACAGACAAUGUACGCUAUAGCUCAGCAGAUGAUACGCACUGGUGGAAAGGGUGCCUCAAAGGGGUUACCAGGAAGCUAUCCUCUGGAAAAUGCCCCUUUCGAUUCUGCUGUCCUAUCCGAUCCUGCCAUACGGCGUUCGCUGGAAGCCGCUUUUAAUACUGCCAAUUCAAAUGGUGACCAAGUUUACGACAAUGGCGAGUUCUAUACGGAGGAUGAGGGCGACGAGGACCCUCGCUACCAGGUCGAAGUUGAGGUGCAUCGUGAUGGAAUAGAAACUUCACCUGCUGAACCACAGCAGAAAUUGCCGCCUCAGCAGCUCGUACCUGAGCAGAAGCCCGUUGGAAAGAAGAAUAAGAAGAAGAAAAAGAACGCCAACACGCCUCCACAACCGUCUACGCCUGAACCGGUCAAAGCUCGAGUGAAUCCCAUUCCUGGGUCCCGUGCCGCUGGUAAGCUACCAAUGUCGUACACCACAUCGAAUCCUCCAUCCCAGAACCCCCCACUCGCGCCUCCGAGUAAGAAUUCCAGGCUUGCCUCCAGGGCUCCGACAGCCAACAAUUACACUACUGCGAGGGGUCGUCAGGUUCCUGUGAUGACAAAUGUGUCAGGUCGCGGAAAGCGUUCUAUCGGCAGCAACAAGCAGAAUUCCAACAAUAUCUGGCCUACCAAUUCACCUGAAGAGAGGGAAAGAAUCAAGGAGUUCUGGCUAAAGUUGGGGGAGCGGGAGAGGCGAGACCUUGUAAAAGUCGAGAAAGAAGCUGUUUUGAAGAAGAUGAAAGAGCAGCAAAGGCAUGGGUGUAGUUGUGCCGUCUGCGGGAGAAAGCGCAACGCGAUCGAGCAAGAGCUUGAGGUUCUAUACGAGGCUUAUUAUGAAGAUCUUGAGCAUUAUGCAAACCUGCAGCAGCAAGCUGCUUCGCGGGGGUUACCACCACCUGGUCCAGGGCCAUUUCCAGGCAGCGUUGCCCUGGAUAAGAAUGGCCAAGUAAUUAGCGCCCCCACUCCACAGCCGAAGCAACUUUCGAAUACCCGGAGGGGUCAACAGCCCAAUGGUGUCCGAAAGGGGCAAAGACGGACAUUGGAUGAAGAUGAAUAUGAUGAGGAUGAGGAUGACUACGACGACGAAGAUUAUGACGAUGAGGAUGAAAUGGACGAUGAAGAUGACAUCGACUAUGAAGAUUACAACGGCAAAGGCCGACGAAAGACCGAGUCCAAAAUGUUCUCGUUCAAUUCACAAUUUACUGCCGCAGGUCCAGGUAACAUCCUCACAGUGGCAGAUGACUUGUUGAAGAAUGACGGACAGAAAUUUUUGGAAAUGAUGGAACAGCUAGCAGAGCGUCGGAUGCAACGCGAAGGUGAGGCUGUUGCUUCUAUUGAAGAUGACAGUGAGGAUGAAGACGAAGACGAGGAUGAUGGUGACGAGGAUGAGGAGGAGGAGGAUGAUUCCGAAGAGGACCGCAUCAUGACUGAGGAGCAGAAGAUGCAAGAGGGGAAGCGAAUGUUUUCCGUUUUUGCUGCUAGGAUGUUUGAACAGCGCGUCCUGCAAGCGUACCGUGAGCGGUUAGCUUGGGAACAGAAGCAGCAAAUCCUCGAGGAAUUGCGACAGGCUGCUGAAAAGAGGGCCAAACAGGAAGCGGAGGCUGAAAAGAAAAGAGAGAAGAAAAGGUGGAUUGUUUAG